Messenger RNA from Acanthoscelides obtectus, 3360 nucleotides. The record is from the annotation of a GenBank genome assembly. NCBI's taxonomy places the organism in Eukaryota, Metazoa, Arthropoda, Insecta, Coleoptera, Chrysomelidae.
GUAGUAUCUCGGAUUGGUGUCAGCACUCACACAUUUUAAAGAAAACAAACCAUCCCCUGCCCGCGGCCCUGCCUCAGUCCCUAGAUGUAUCGGUGCUGCCUGUUCAUUCUCGAUUUGUGUGUCAGCGAAGCAGUGCGCGCCGGGACGUAACGAGUUCUUUGUUUUUCUUUUUUUUAGUGCAACUAAUAUACAUUGUUUGGAUCUCUGCGAACUUAAAUAUGCCAAAACGCACUAGAAGCGAUCGACAUCGCUCCGGUGAUACCGAAACUAGAAAACUUCGAAAAAUAAUUAACAAUUUGGAUGCUCGGUUACGCGCCAUGGAAAAGCAAGGCCGCCCGUCUCGGUCUCGAAUACGACGCAUAUCCAAUUCCCCUUCUUCGUCGUCGAGUGACUCAUCAUCUCGCUCCUGCUCGACGUCGGACGCUGCUAGCAAUGAGAACACCCCUCGAAGGUCAACCACCCGUAGAUCGCCUUUUGCCGAUGCUCUCGCAGAAAAUGAUGUAAGGUCCGAGGAAAUUUCAUUCUUCCCAGCGCCUUUAAGUGAGGAUGUCAUAGACAUACUGGGGAAGAAAGACACCUCUCCUGAACCACUGGGGCCAAAAAUUCAUGAGGAUUUGCUCCUUCGAUGGGAAAAAAUUUUGAAGACGGGCCUAUCUGAUGACGAUAGAAAAUCCCUUCUGUCUAAACUCCCUCCGCCUGAAAACUUUACAACAUUAUCUGCUCCACUGCUUAACCCUGUAGUACAAAAAGCGAUUUCUCCAUCUAACUUAUUGAGGGAUGAGCGACUGACAAAACUACAGUCUUUAGUUGCGGCAAGCCUUUCUGGCAUUGGCCAGAUAAAUUGGAACUUGCACCGGCAUUAUCAAGAGGAGAACCAAUGGAGCUGUGGCAGUUGGAUCGAAUACACGUUGGUGGUGGUACUGGCGAGUGUACUGCUCCUGGGAGCACUUGCACUAACCCUCUUCUGGAUACUACAGUACCAUGGCGGGUUCGCCUGGAGGGAAAACCCAGAUAAGCAGUUCAACCUGCAUCCAGUGCUCAUGGUUGCUGCUAUUCUACUGUACCGGAUUUGCCGUUGUUGCCGUCGGAUCUACGUGAAACUACUACACACGGUGUUCCAUGCUUUGGCGAUACCAUGCGUGGCUGUUGGAUUCCUCGCCGUGCUCGAUUCUCACAACUUAAAGCAACCAAAUCCGAUCCCGAACUUCUACUCCUUGCACAGCUGGAUCGGGUUGGUCUGCAUGGGACUCUUCGCCAUACAGUUCGUGGUAGGCUUCUUCAGCUUUCUGGUCCUGCUCUGCUGCGAGGGGGCCACAGCAGGAUUUAGGGCAUCCUUGGUGCCUAUCCAUGCCUCAUUUGGCCUAACGACGUUCAUACUAGCCAUAGCGGCUGCCCUCACCGGACUCACAGAAAAGGUUAUGUUCACGCUUGGAAGUUUAAAAAAUACAGCCACUUUGAUAUGGACCUUAUUCAUUUUAUUAACUGUAACACUUCAUUUGCAAAAACGACUUUACACGUUAAUUUUGAUUUUCCCAAUAUUUUUAUCAGUAGUAACUGUCAACAGAUGCUCAGACUUCCAGAGGAAUGAGCAGGCGCCCAAUGGCGCCCCAAGAGCCUCGGAAACCCAGCAGGCGCCUCCCAGCAAUGGAGACGCGCCAAAUGUCAAUGAAGUCACGGUGGAAGAAGGACAGGAGCGAUUCUAGAUCGAUCAUGGACGUUGCUCUUUAGGCUAACACGAUCAGGAUAUAGUGGUUGGAUUUUGGAAAAGUCAUGAAAUAUCACCUAUAAUUUGAUUAAGUUGUAUGCUACGAUUUGUAUUUUAGACUUUUACUAGGUGCCAUGUACCAUGUCAUACGCAAAGAAUAACGAAUAAAGAGAUAAAUAACGUCGGCCUACACACAGUGCCAUGAUGUAGCAUGACCGUUCAUAUUUAUGGCGAACUGUUGCCAUCCUUUUGUUCACAUCACAAAGCUAUUGACUAUGCUUCUUGAAACUUUGGGUCUAUACCACACUUUUCGAAAAUCUAUCUCACUACCUUUGUUAUAUGAUCAACAUUCCCAUGAUUUUUGAAAAAUAAUUUAAUUUCAGCAUUGAAAAGUAUGUACAGCUUAUCCGGCCAUAAAUUGCCCACUCCUUGUGCCUUUUUUAAAUGAUAGUUUAGAAAAAAAUUGUACUGAAAAGUAAUGGGAUCUAUUAUAAACCUGUGUGUGCAAUGCUUUUUUGACUCUGAAAAAUGCUAUCAAAUAAGAUUGUGUUUUUUAAACGUGACACCAUGUAUAUUUUUAGUGAAAAUUAUGGUCGCUUUCUUUCUGAUUCCAAAUAUGUAUGGUUUCUUAUACUGCGUAGACGGCUAAAUCUGUACCUAGCUAGUUUGAGCUCGGUUACACAUGAAUAAAUAGCACACACAAUUUUAGCUUUUGUUAAAACUAGUGAGAAUAAGAAGGAUGAAUAUAUAUUUGUAAUCAGUAAAUAAGGUGUCUAUUUUGCAAAAAUACAACUUUACUAGGUGGCACCUUUCUUAGACAAAAACAAGAUGUGUGAAAGACUUCAUCUCAGACUAAAUAACUUUUGCAUAGAACUAUUUUUUCUUAACGAUCAUAGAAAAAAGUUAGAUCUGGACAAUUCAUAGCGAGACACCCUGUACAUCUCACCUGAGCUAUGUCGAUAAUGUGCAUGUACCUUACUCCUAACUAUCCAGGAGUUUCAAAGACGUGCACAAAUUUUGUUGAAAUUAAUCCAGGCAUGUGUGUCAAUUUCUGCUACGUAGAAGGCGGUAAAAAAAUUGCAAUAAUAAAACAAUAUAUAGGUAUUGACUCUUAACAGCCUUCUUAAUUAUCUGAAAUCCACCAGCCGUAUCAGUUUUAAUUGUUCUCAAAAAUGACACUACACAUCAUUGAAGCUUUGAAUUCCGCAGAAGGGCUAGAAACAUUUCUAAAUCGAAAGUGAUUUUGUGAAACAUCGAAUUUAAGGCAAAAUGCAUCAUACAUUACAUCCGCAUUCUAAAAACAUGGUGUACAAUAUUGCAAGUAUCAAAUGUAUACAUCAAAGGCCUAAAGAAAAAGCUAAUAAUCAAAGUAGCAUAUUUAUGCAGCGAGUAGAAUCGAACAUAAAGCAUUAUAUCUCAUAACCCAUAACAAUGACCAAUGUGAUAAAUGCAUGGAUAAACGCAAACGAAACACAAUUCGAUUCUACAACGAAAACCUAUUGUGACUUGAUCGCUAUGCCAAACUAAUUGUAGUUGUAUUUUAUAAUAGGAAAUGUAAUCACUAAAUGUCACUACUUCUUCAUUAUUCACUAUCAUCCUCCUUGUUUAUAUUCCUCCAAAUCUUACUGUGGAGACUUAUGAAACUUUUUUUGAAG